Messenger RNA from Lachancea thermotolerans CBS 6340, 1023 nucleotides. It is a transcript of the gene HEM2, whose product is annotated as porphobilinogen synthase HEM2. Gene Ontology annotation, molecular function: porphobilinogen synthase activity; zinc ion binding. The coding region runs from base 1 to 1023 and encodes 340 amino acids. The transcript has a single exon. The record is from RefSeq and is a predicted model, not a curated record. Gene Ontology annotation, cellular component: cytosol. NCBI's taxonomy places the organism in Eukaryota, Fungi, Ascomycota, Saccharomycetes, Saccharomycetales, Saccharomycetaceae. Gene Ontology annotation, biological process: heme biosynthetic process.
AUGCACACUGCAGAGUUCCUUGACGCUCACCCAACUGAAAUCAGUUCGAUCCUGGCUGGGGGAUACAAUCAUCCUUUGCUCAGAGAAUGGCAAAAUGAGCGCCAGCUAACUAAAAACAUGUUCAUCUUUCCUCUGUUUAUCUCAGACGACGCUGACGAAGAAACGCCUAUCGACUCUCUGCCCAACAUCAAAAGAUUUGGUGUCAACAGGCUUGCACAGUAUUUGGCUCCUUUAAUCGAAAAAGGGCUAAAGGCCGUGAUCUUGUUCGGCGUGCCCAUGAAGGAAGGAUGUAAAGAUCAAUACGGGACUGCCGCGGAUGAUCCCGAGGGCCCAGUCAUCCAGGGCAUUAACCUUUUGAGACGCGAGUUCCCAGAUCUUUACAUCAUCUGCGAUGUGUGUCUAUGUGAGUACACCUCCCACGGUCACUGUGGAGUCUUAUACGACGACGGUAGCAUUAACCGGGAGGAGUCUGUUCGUAGGAUUGCCGCGGUUGCUGUCAACUAUGCGAAAGCAGGAGCUCACUCUAUUGCGCCUAGCGACAUGAUUGAUGGCAGAAUUCGCGACAUCAAGUACGGACUGAUUAAGGCUGGCCUGGCGCACAAAACCUUCGUGAUGAGUUACGCCGCCAAGUUCAGCGGAAAUCUCUACGGUCCUUUCCGCGAUGCUGCCUGCUCCAGCCCCUCGAGCGGAGACCGCAAGUGCUACCAGCUCCCAUCUGGCGGCCGCGGCCUUGCUCGCAGAGCCCUGAGAAGAGAUUUGGACGAAGGCACUGACGGUAUCAUUGUGAAGCCCUCCACUUUCUACUUGGAUAUCAUGGCAGACGCGUCCGAGAUUGCGCGCGACGUCCCCAUUUGCGCUUACCACGUCUCAGGCGAAUACGCAAUGUUACACGCGGCGGCCGAAAAGGGCGUGGUGGACUUCAAGACUAUCGCUUUCGAAUCCCACCAGGGCUUCUUGAGGGCCGGUGCAAGGUUGAUUAUCUCUUACCUCACCCCGGAGUUCCUGGAGUGGCUAGGCCAGUGA